Molecule: messenger RNA, 9288 nt
Organism: Micropterus dolomieu (smallmouth bass)
Lineage: Eukaryota; Metazoa; Chordata; Actinopteri; Centrarchiformes; Centrarchidae
Gene: thrb
Product: thyroid hormone receptor beta
Exons: 8
Coding region: 906-2435 (509 amino acids)
Biological process (GO): cell differentiation; thyroid hormone receptor signaling pathway; retinoic acid receptor signaling pathway
Molecular function (GO): zinc ion binding; RNA polymerase II cis-regulatory region sequence-specific DNA binding; nuclear receptor activity
Source: RefSeq, a predicted model, not a curated record
AAACAAUGUACAUAAUUCAAAAUAUAUUUUAUUCUCUAAAUUAGAUUUGCCCAGUAGGUUAAUCUAAAUGAAGUUUAAGUCAAGUCUUAUUUUGGUUAUUGUUCUUUAAAAAAUGGUUAAUUAGUUUAUUCUCAGUAAGUCCCACAUUAAAAUACUGUUAUGUGUCAUACUAUAAAUACACAGAAUACAGGUUACAGUCUUAAUAGUGAAAGGUGAGGGUUAUGUGAAACACAAACCCUUCUCAAAGUCUAAACCUUAGUGUCAUAGCAAUCACCUAGUAGUUGGUGUGAACAAUUAAAUGGCUCUGACUUUAGCAAACUUAUUUGCGGUUUCUAUUUAAAAUAGACCACAGGAUAAGUAAGGGGGUUAAUACACAAGUUAAAGGUUACUGGGGUUAGAAAGGGUGUCAAGCUUAAGACGACUAUUAAUUCUUAUAUGGCUUUUAAAAGGCUUUUAAAGUGUUAAAACGUUUUCUUUGAACCUUUUUAUCGCUUUCUUUAGAUUUUCCAUUCGGUGGAAAUUAGAUGUAUUUACUGUAGGUGCAACACGUAAGGUCUUAAUCUGUGACAUCGCCACUGUCUGCGGCACGUCAAGGAUUUGUGGAGUGUAAGAUUAGAGCUCUACGUCGUCAUAAAUCUCUGCUUCUCAAUUCGACCGGGUGGUGGCAGGGGGGGCAGUUGCUAAGGUGUAGUCUGUGGUCUGUGGAUUGGGUGGAUAAAACGCUUGGGCGUCUGCGUAGGGUCAACCUCUAUGAAGUUUAUUUCAGGACAGGAAACUUCUAAUUGCCACAUUCACGUGGCUUUAUACUCUUUCUUAGACCUGAUUUUAUUUUUUUUAUUUUUUUGAGAACAAAUAGUUCUUGGAGUUGACCCAGAACUUUUUGUGGUGCUCUGCUGCGGCUCUCCAUGAUGAACUACUGCAUACCACACAUGUAUGAGAUGCCUCACGCUGGGGUGGGAGGCUACAUGGUGCAGGGCGAUGGGGAGGACUGCAAGUACCCAGGUGAGGGACUCGGGUAUGGACACUGUGAAACCCAGCCGCUGCACCAUCUGCCCUGCAUGGAGCAGGCUUGGCCUCCCAGCCAGCUCAACUCUUGCUUAUACGCUGGUGGCCCUCCGGUUUUUACGAGUGAGUUUUGCAGCAUGGAGAUCCCUCUUAGUCAUUUCCACCAUCAGCCUGAAUAUUUCCCUGAGAUCAAACCUGACUUCUCACACCUGCAGUGGAUGCAGGGGGCGCACAAGAAAGGGUACAUUCCAAGUUACCUGGACAAGGAUGAGCUAUGUGUAGUAUGCGGGGACAAAGCCACAGGCUAUCACUAUCGGUGCAUUACCUGUGAAGGUUGCAAGGGUUUCUUCAGGCGGACGAUCCAGAAGAAUCUCAACCCUACCUACGCCUGUAAGUAUGAGGCGAAAUGCGUCAUCGACAAAGUGACCAGAAACCAGUGCCAGGAAUGUCGCUUCAAGAAGUGCAUUGCAGUGGGAAUGGCGACCGACUUGGUAUUGGACAACAGCAAAAGGCUGGCCAAGCGGAAACUAAUCGAGGAGAACCGGGAGCGCCGUCGGAAGGAGGAACUGCAGAAAACUGUGUGGGACCGACUGGAGCCCACCCAGGAGGAGUGGGACCUCAUCCGUAUGGUGACUGAGGCCCACAUGGCCACGAACGCGCAGGGCAACCACUGGAAGCAGAAGCGGAAAUUCCUGGUCGAGGAAGCUAUGCUUCUUAAUGAAAUAACAUGUAAUUUAUUCUAUACUUCUGACCAGAGUGCAGCAGGGGUGAAGGAAACUAAGCCUGAGGAUAUUGGUCAAGCGUCCAUGGUCAAUACACCGGAAGGGAACAAAGUGGAUAUAGAAGCCUUCACACAGUUUACAAAAAUUAUCACCCCUGCCAUAACCCGAGUGGUGGACUUUGCCAAAAAAUUGCCUAUGUUUUGUGAGCUGCCUUGUGAAGACCAGAUCAUCCUGUUGAAAGGCUGUUGCAUGGAGAUCAUGUCACUGCGAGCUGCUGUGCGCUAUGAUCCAGAGAGUGAGACCCUCACGCUCAACGGCGAGAUGGCGGUUACGCGGGGUCAGCUUAAGAAUGGAGGCUUGGGCGUAGUCUCAGACGCCAUCUUUGACCUUGGUGUGUCGCUGUCCUCCUUUAACUUGGAUGACUCUGAGGUGGCUCUCCUACAGGCAGUCAUCCUGCUUUCAUCUGAUCGGCCGGGCCUGAGUAGUGUGGAGAAAAUUGAACGCUGCCAAGAGGAGUUCCUGCUGGCCUUUGAACAUUACAUCAACUACCGCAAACACAAAGUGGCACAUUUCUGGCCCAAGCUGCUAAUGAAGGUGACGGACCUGCGCAUGAUCGGCGCCUGCCACGCCAGCCGAUUCCUUCACAUGAAAGUGGAGUGUCCCACCGAGCUAUUCCCUCCUCUCUUCCUGGAGGUCUUCGAGGACUGACCAAUGGAUUUUAUUGUAUGUAUGUGUGUGUGUGUGUGUGUGUGUGUGUGUGUGUGUGUGUACGCACGCACAUGUAUGUAUGUGUGUGAGCGCAUACGUCAGCGCCUGGGCACCCUGGAGGUCUCAGAGGUGGAACCAGCAGAAGGCCCGUCACAAUGAACUUUGUAUUAGCACUACUGAGUGUCACUUCAUUCCAUAGUUUAGGAGUAGCUCUCUGGUAUAGUUUUGGAUGGAACCAUUCCUUACAGUGCGGGUACAUGUGAAUAGCAUUUUGUUGUUUUGGUUUUUUUUGGGGGGGGGGGUUGUUUUGUUGUUAUUGUUGUGGAUAUAACCUCUCACCUCGGAUUUUACUAUAGGUUAUUUUUGUGUUGAUGAUUGUACAGGUGGCAUAAUAGUGAUUUUAUCAACACUUGUGACCGUGCAAAUGUUGUAUUUUCCUUCCUUUAUGUUAAAAAAUUCAAAAUGGCUGCUCACCUGAUACAUAACACAAGACAUUGUUAGUCACCCGUUAGCCGUUCCCCCACCUGCUCGAUUUUAUCGGACCCAUUUGUCAGUUAAUACGUACAGGACAUUAACUGUCAUGUAGUCAGGUCAUCCAUGUGGUGAGUGUCUGAACUUCAUCAAACUGUGACCCAUUAACAGCAGCACUCAUUCUAAUGGACAGCAGCUCACAGGCCUUCAUAAGGCUUUGGGUAGCCACACGUCACAACGUUAAGUCGGAAUGCUGCGUUCCAGAGAUGUCGGAAAAAUCUGAAUUUUGCAGCUGAACAGCAACUCACGGCAGAAGUCCGAGCGAGAAACCUGGGCAAGAUUUUCCAGCAAUUAACUUUUCUGAGACACCAUUAUUUGAUGUCACAUCUACACGGCAGCGCACACUGUUAACACUAAACAACAAUAUUGUUAAACUGUUUUUCUAAUCCUCAAAACACACGGACAAGUACUUUUUUCAGUGUUGUAUACAAGCAUAGUUCUACCCAAUACUUACCUUUGUGGUAGCUACACAUGGAGUCAUUAAAUUAAAAGGUUCACUGACAGUUGCUAAAGUGCUCCGCUAACUACCUAGCAAACAUUGCUAAAUAACAUGGACAACAUUGGCUGUUUACCUACAACAGCAUAUUAGGGCCAUUACUGAAGAAGAACACAUUUUAUUCAUAUAAUGAAAGGGGAUGUUUCUAAGAUUUAUCUUGGAAAUGUAUGAGUUGUGAGUCGCUUUGGACAAAAGCAUCUGUAGAGAAUGUUUAUAUGACACGCAAGUCAGAAAUAUGCAAGCAAAAUCUGCACAUUAAUUGAACUAAAUCACAUUUCUUUUCCCUUCCACAUAGUGUUUGUUCUUGUCUGAAGAGAACAUCAAACCAAACUCCAUUCAAAAAUCUGUUCAUUAUUUGCUGAUCAAAGAGAUAUUGACUGUCUAUGGCGAACGUAUGUGACACAUUUGUAUUACCUUUCACCGAACGUUUUUUGGUUUACAGAGCUCCUACCCAACCUCUAAUGAAACAGAUUGUUUAGGGCUUAUUUCAUAACAAAUGCGGAGCUGCAACGAUAGAUCGAUAAGUUGAUCGACAGAAAAAUAAUCUGUCACUGUUUUGAGAAUGGAUUAAUUGUUCAUCUUAACACUUGGGAAAUUGUGUUGGCCAUUUUUCAGUAUAUUGUUACAAUUUUUAAAAUAAACGAUUCAAUGAUCAAGAGAAUAAUCAAUUAACGAAUUAAUUGUUAGUUGCCAUUCAUCUGCCUUUCCAAGUUCAGGCGUAUAAACAGUGCAUUAUUUAUCUUAAGCAAGCAUUUGGAAUAGCAGACGUAUUGCAGGGGACAAAUCUCUGUUCUUCCAUGGCCCUAAUACUCUGUGUUUAAAAAAAACAAAAAAAAAAAUUCUGUAUCUGUGUCCAUGUCUUUGCCUGUGGAAACACAGUGGUUAUAAUUCUAACCUACCCGCUGGUUAUUCACACUUCUGACACUGAAGGGAACGCUGCAGUAGCAUUAAAACAAGAUUGCUCAUCAUUGCCAGAGACUGGUCAGAACUAACUAAAGCACAUAAUGACACUGAUGUCAGGAAAAGACAAUCAUACAGUACUCGUUUUUGUGUAACGAUGCCACAUGCUGUGCCAAAACCAAGUGAAUGAUGCCCUCCUCAUUAAGUCCCUGCUGGACUUUCAUAGCGCUACCAAGACUUGACUGGUUAAUGUUAGUUAGUGCAUGCAGCUGACUCGUGUUUUAGUCCACGUUAUAGCAGCUUCUACAUUUACAAUACAACCAUUAUGAGUUUUAAGUGUUUCAUCUCGGCCUAUGUUGCCUCACUAGUCCCACAUACAGUGAUUUCAACCAUUUGUUUAUUUGUUUUGUUUUUUAUAACUCCCUAAAAAGGGAGACUGUAUGUUAAAACAGUGACGUCAUGGUGCUAAGGUGGGUUGGGGAAAUGGCUGAUUGAACUGUAUUGUUAUUGCAGACAUUAUCUGUUUGUGUAACAGCCCACCACCCUUAUGAUGGCAUGCAUAUACACUAACACACAAACAUGCACAUAUACAGUACAUACAGUAUACCUGUACACAUACUGUACACAUGCACAUAUAUGCAUAUAUAUAUGUGCCUCGAUAAGAUAUGGGUCAGACCCCACCACUGUGACCAACUGGUGGGAUUUGGAGGCCAAGUGAACACUGGCUGGCCUAAACACAGUAUGAUUCAUCAUCAGCAUGGUACACUGAGAAAGCUGGUGAUAUUGUGAAAACGUAGCGCUCUUUCCUUUCUUUUAUUUUAGCCGGUAUGUUCUUUUUUUUGUUGUUGUUCUUAAAGCCUCUCUAUUGUAUUGUCGUUUGCAAUGUGACAAACAUUUUGCUUUGUAUAUCUCGCUUUUUCAAGCUUCACACUACUCCUCAAAGCAGCUUGUGUUUUGUUUUGUUUUUCUGUGAAGUGAUGCCUUUUAUCAAAGCAAUAGACUUGCUGCAGUGUUUGAAUGACCCGGACCUCACACACACACCUCGCAAACUGUACAGACUCAAAAUAAAUGCACAGACAAUCAGAGGGAGAGAGAAGGGGGGAUAGGCACCCCGGCUAAGGCGGCCCGGUUGACAUGUAGAGCUGGGCCGUGCUGAGCCAGAGCCAUUUGGAAAAGUAACAUUGGCCACGUUUACAUGCACCCCUGUUGUCCACGGUCCUGUUCAGGUUAUCUUCAUGUUAAGUCGUUUGCGGGAGCCUUUGAUACCCUGUCACUGGGCCUGCCUGGUGCCAUUAAUGAACCAGUUAACGGAGUAGUCAUGGUAGAAAAAAAUACAGAAAAAAUCAAAAGGAUGUCCCAUUAGUUAUGCUCACUUUUGUUUGUGCAUGAUAAAUAUAUUGACCUAAAAUAAUGUGUGACAAGAUGAACAAAAGUUGGAAAAAGAAAGUGAAAUGACCCAACCAGGGGCUGGUUGCACAAACAUGCAUAUGUUAGACAGAUCUACGAUCUAUUUAGAGUUAGGCCAGUCUUAAUUCUGCUCUGGCCCUUUUCAACCAAACAGUCCCAGCAACUAAACUCAGGAACUAUAUGUGGACCUAAAAGUCCCUUUGGUGCAUUUGUGUUUGCAUUUUCAUUGCAUCUGAAGAAUGGUAAAGAUCAGAACAGCAAAUGACUUUAGCAAAUUACACCUAAAAAACAUUAAAACAUGCAGUGAGAUUACAACACUUUCAUCUUGGUCGUCUUUUGUAAUUUACUGUUGCAUGACUGAUGUUCUACUUUAGUGCGGAACCGCAUUCAAACAUCAAAUUGCUCUCUCUUACCUCUUUUUUAAAACUUGCAGACUAGUCUCAGGAAUUCGGCUGCAUAACUUGGUUUAAAUAUCAACAGCAUCGAAAGAAAAUCUCAUUCUAAGCCCCAAUAUACUAGCAAUAACUGCUAAUGCUUGCUUGCUUGCAGUCUAAAUGAAAGCUUUACACACGCUGUAGCAGUUUUAAAGCCUGUGCUUGAGCAGUCAGUGACAUCGGUACUUUAGCUCCACCCUGAUAGCUGCUGGACCAUUCGUACAUACUACCUCAGGAGCAGGGACUUUUGGAGGGCGCAAUCUAUGGCCCAGGAACCAAAACUGGAACACAUUCCUUAAAUCGACAUGCAAGUAAAGUUUCUGAGUUUCUGUAAAUAUUUCUUGGUCCCUUCACAGAGAAAUGGCCACAAUGAUAGUUAAGCCAUCUGUACAAAAUAAAAAUUAAGUAAUUUCAUAGCUACAUUAUUUGAUUUUGUAUUUAUUUAUUUUUGCCACUAUGGGGCAAAACUCUACAACAAGCUGACGGACACACACCCUUGUCAUUUCACUAUAUAAUGUUCACUAUAUAAUGUUGUUAAGGCUAACGUGUUAGCAAACAGUUUGCUAUUUGCACAUCAAGCAGAAACAGAGCAGCAUUAGCAUUCAAUUGAAGUUGUGUUUGUGUCCAACUGAUAAAUAUAUAUAUAAUAAAAAAAUAUAUAAGUCCAAUUUCCACUUUCCUUUUAGCUCUAGUUUGGUGUCCACCAACUCCUGAGGGAAAUAUUUGACACUUUAUCUGCUAGAAAUUAGGUUUUCGUCACCAGCUAGUUACUAACCAUUAACUCUGCAUUAUCCUCCAUCUUUUAACCCCCAACCCACCACCAGGUAUAUUUAGAACAAUUUAUGACAUCUUUCCAGUGCGCCUUCUUUUCUUUAGCUUUGUUUUAGCUGUUGCAGAUCAAAGUUUGUGAAAUAUUUUCAACCGUUCCCUUCAACGAAGUUGCAGCCAGGAGCUAACCCUUCCCUGCUAAUGGGCAGUGAGUAUAAAAUUAAGAUAGACUUCAACAAAAUCUGAACCUAUGUUUAAAUAUCAUGAGAUGGUUUCAUGAAACUGAAGAAUUUUGACAGUCUAAAUGUGACUGUCAUAUCAUAUAAGUCUACCUGUGCAGCCAGCCCCGGGUUUCUCCUAGUCUAUGAGAAAGUAUGAACUGACAAGGCUAAUGGUCUUUCAGGUAGGUCACAGGUUCUACUUCAAAAUUUUUUAAAGAUAUGUUUUGGGAUUGCGUUCUAAAAGUUUUCUGUGCCCGAGUAACUGGACAGUUUGCAGCAUGGUUAUUUCCCUUAAUGCACACUAAGUCACUAACAACAUCGUGUGCAAAACAAAACCAAAAAAAGAUUAACUUAACUACAAAAAUCUUUAAAUCCAAACAGGGUGAUAAUCUAGACAUUACAGCAGUAUCCCUUAGUCAUGACAUUUCCGCUUAAUCUCAUUAGGAACUGGCACGUCAUUUGAUAUUUAAAAAGAAUGGAUUGUUAGCUCAAACAAGGUAGUUUUUUUUCUGUAAAAGUAAUUAACCAAAAUGAUUUACAGUAAUGUCAAAGCUGCAAUAAUCCGCUUUAGUUGGAUAUUUGAUUGCAGAACACACAAUUACACACAAAUUAUGGCCUUAUAAAGGUAAUAUGGCUAACAUGUUAGCAAAUUAUUGCCUAUGUACACACCUGCAGAUGUGGAGCUAGUAUUAAUCUGGAGUUGUUUCUGCUGACAUAAUGAAUGUAAAUGUAAUAUUCACUCAGUCUCAGUGUUGUUUUUUCAACAACUUCUGAGAAAAAUAUUUGGCUCUUUAGCUGCUACUGUAAAUGCUUCAUUGUGUUCACAAGCUAGCAGCUAACUUUUUCUGUGUGCUGUUUGCUGGAGGGCAGGUAGUGUACAGUUGGCCAGUAAAGGAGAUGAUAAGAAUAUUGAGACAUAACUGAAACAGUUCAGUUGUGGGCCAUAACACCAAAACAAUGAGCUGAAAGAUGAUUAAAUGCUCCAUAGAGCUGAAGAGCUUUGCUCUAGCAACUAGAAGUGACCUCUUCACAUUACAUCAUUGUUAAUUUAAAAUUAAUAAUCAGUGUAGCUUUGAGUUAAAAAAAAGAAAAAAAAAAAAGAAGAAGAAGCUCAAACAUUUUUCUUCAGCAAAUUACAUUAAAAUACUAAUUAUAGUAAGCAUUACAAAUCUUAACUUUUCUUAGUCUAUGAUAUGAAUGUGUUUUUUUGUAGGGUAUGUAUGAAGUGGAGUAAAUGGCUGUAAGAAUAGGUAGGAUUUUUACACGUCACCCACUUACUUGAAUUAUCAUAUGCACAGAGCUGUUGGUGCAUGUAAACAUAGUCAAUGCUGACUGCUGGUUCAGAAAAUGUUUACUGUUCCUGAAGAGGUGCCAGUACGCUGUUAUCUCUCCCGCGAGUUGUUACUCUUAAGGUUACUCAGUUACAAACCAAUAAAAAGAGUUGCACCAUAGAAAAGCUAUUUUACAGUACAAAGGAAAAAGGAUGUAUAUUUUCAGACUGCAGAUUUUUUUUUUACGGAUGUUAGCAUAAUAUGAACAUGAAAUUGUUUUUGCAUAGUGUUAAAAAAAAAUACAAUAUCUUGCUCUCAAAUCUAUGUCCACAUCUCUGUAAAAGAACUAUGAGCAAGACAUAAUCAUAAUCUUAAAUUAGUGCAUUAGUUCUACAAUUGACAUCAAUUAUUACUGUAGCUGGGAUUCACUGUCAAUACAAAGCAGCACAGCUACACAUUCAAGGAAAACGUCUUGGUCAGUAUAACCAGCAUCAGAGUCAUCCACAGUUAACACAGAUUUCUCUCCUUGUGUGUUUGAGUGUCUUCUUGUUCAACUCAUCAGUUCAAAACGUACUGGAAAACCGUCACAGAGAAAGGGAGAUAAAGUGUGUAAAGUGUAGGAGUAAAUCUGUGGCAGCAAAACAGAAGAUGAGAAAAAUGUUGUUCCAAAUUUGCUGUCUUGCAGUCCGCAUUUUACUGGAGACAUUAUCCGGUAAUCCAUUGUUCAGCUUUGACAUGAGCAUGGAAGACCUCAAGAGGAAAUGAUUGAUGAUGAUUGCAGCUAAUGUGAACUGGCUCUUCAGAAUAAAGAUGGUUUUGAGAGAA